CAGUGUACCCCCUGCGUCUGUCGGACAGCUCUGUUGUAGUUUAAAGUUAACUCCUGUUGUUGCUAUUUAGUUUGUUCUCCGUUAAACCGGCUCCUACCGACACCGGGAUGGCGGGCACCGCUCUGAAGAGACUCAUGGCGGAAUAUAAACAGCUGACCCUGAACCCACCUGAGGGGAUCGUAGCAGGUCCUGUCAAUGAGGAGAACUUCUUUGAGUGGGAGGCUCUCAUCAUGGGUCCUCAGGACACGUGUUUUGAAGGAGGCGUGUUCCCGGCCGUCCUCAGCUUCCCCUCUGAUUAUCCUCUCAGCCCUCCAAAGAUGAGGUUUACCUGCGACAUGUUCCACCCCAACAUCUAUCCCGAUGGUCGGGUCUGUAUCUCCAUCCUCCACGCUCCUGGAGACGAUCCCAUGGGUUAUGAGAGCAGCGCUGAGAGGUGGAGUCCAGUUCAGAGUGUGGAGAAGAUCCUGCUGUCUGUGGUCAGCAUGCUGGCAGAGCCUAAUGAUGAGAGCGGCGCUAACGUGGACGCGUCUAAAAUGUGGCGUGAGGACAGAGAGCAGUUCUACAAACUGGCCCAGAAGAUCGUCAGAAAGUCUCUGGGCCUCUAGAGAUGAUGUCAUCAGGCUGCGACGAGCCCAGCACUCUGCAUGUGUGUGUGUUAGAGAAACGCUCCAUCCUCCUCCACCAUCUUUACCCUCUGAUAGCAGACAUGAUCGAACGAUUGAUGAAUGAUGGACACCAGCCAGGCACACAUACAGGCACAGCGCUGAGAGACAGACUGACCAAUGAGCUGAUGGACAGACGGCAGGAGCCAAUCAGAAGUCUGGAUCAAAACAGCCUUUUACAAACCUUUGAAUUUUAAGAAAAUGCCAGCAGAAGGAGAAAUCAGCUCUGAGAUGGUGUGAUCAUCCUGAGUCCCAUUAGCAGAUGCAGUGUGGAGAGCUGCUCCUAAAUCAGAGAGGUGAAUAGAAAACGUUUUCCUCUCAGUCCAAAGUCGUGAAUCUGGACAAUCCAUCAACUAUAUGGUGUUACAUUUCUGCUGAGAAAGGAAAGACGUUUACUAUUUAAAAAUCUAAACAUUUCUCUGCAAUGAUUUCAUCAAGAAAAAACCCUGAAGUUCAUAAAAAUCCUAAUGUUUAAACCCAGACAGAACAAAGUUAGUUCUUAACAGUAGUCAUGAGUUUUUUACUAAAUUAAACCUGAAUUUCUAAACCUCUGUUUAAUUCUAGUUAACAGCAAAUGAUCCUGAUACGUGCUUCACUUCAAAGGCAACAAGAACAGAAGUCUUUGACCCGCAGUAAUUGGACAAUUCCUCGCUUUUUAUCAGAGGAAAUCUCAGACAAAUAUCUGAGCAUUCUUGAAGGAGGUGGGAGUUCCUCUGCAGCUCCACCGUUUCUCUGAAUGUUUCCAGCGUAUUCAUUGACAGGUACUGACCAACAGUCCGUCUCCAGGCUGAUCUUCUUCUUCUGUGACGUUUUCGUGGAAAAUAUUUGUUCAGAUUCUCCGUCAGCUGAAGCAGAAGCUGCCCGGCUUCUCUUGCUUGGACUUUAUGCACUUUAUCUCUUCUCAAUGGACGACGGCGAGGGCGGCGAUCAUCUUCAUCAGGAUCGGAGCGUGCUCAGACAGGCUCCGGCUGCUUUUAGGUUUUUAAGAAGAAGAAGAAGCUGGGGGUUUGAUGAUGGAGAUGAGUUUGAUUACAGUCUGUAGUUUGAAAAUACUUUGUUAAAUAAACCGAGGGAA
Cheilinus undulatus (humphead wrasse) is the source of this 1737-nucleotide messenger RNA. It is a transcript of the gene ube2g2, whose product is annotated as ubiquitin-conjugating enzyme E2G 2 (UBC7 homolog, yeast). NCBI's taxonomy places the organism in Eukaryota, Metazoa, Chordata, Actinopteri, Labriformes, Labridae. Bases 108 to 605 code for a protein of 165 amino acids. Gene Ontology annotation, cellular component: endoplasmic reticulum; cytosol. The transcript is spliced from 6 exons. The record is from RefSeq and is a predicted model, not a curated record.